Solanum verrucosum is the source of this 2675-nucleotide messenger RNA. Its product is annotated as receptor-like protein Cf-9. NCBI's taxonomy places the organism in Eukaryota, Viridiplantae, Streptophyta, Magnoliopsida, Solanales, Solanaceae. Gene Ontology annotation, molecular function: protein binding. Bases 49 to 2658 code for a protein of 869 amino acids. The transcript has 2 exons. The record is from RefSeq and is a predicted model, not a curated record.
AUUUCUUCUCUACCAACUUAAUUAGUUUUGAUCAUUUUUAGUGCAGAAAUGGAUUGUGUAAAACUUGUAUUCUUUAUGCUAUAUACCUUUCUCGGUCAACUUGUUUUCUCCUUAUCCUUACCUCAUUUGUGCCCCGAAGAUCAAGCUCUUGCUCUUCUACAAUUCAAGAACAUGUUUCCCAUAAAUCCUAAUGCUUCUGAUUAUUGUUUUGAAUUUACAGAGUUUCAUUCAUAUCCGAAAACUCUUACAUGGAAUAGGAGCACAGAUUGUUGCUCAUGGGAUGGAGUACAUUGUGACAAGAUGACGGGACAGGUGAUUGAGCUCAACCUCACUUGCAGUGGACUUCAAGGCAAGUUUCAUUCCAAUUGUAGCCUCUUUCAACUUUCCAAUCUCAAAAGCCUUGAUUUGUCUUAUAAUAAUUUCUCUGGAUCGCUCAUUUCAUCUAAAUUUGGCGAAUUCUCUAGUUUGACACAUCUUGAUCUAUCAGUUUCAAGUUUUUCAGGUCAAAUCCCUUCUGAAAUAUCUUAUCUAACCAAUUUAAACGUUCUUCGUAUCACGACUGUUGAUCCAUAUGGGCUUAGAGCUGGGCUUCACAAUUUUGAAUUGCUCCUUAAGAACUUGACCCAAUUAAGAGAGCGCAAACUUGACUCUGUGAAUAUCUCUUCCACCAUUCCUCUGAAUUUCUCUUCUUGUUUAACAGUUCUAUCGCUUCCAUACACACAGUUACGUGGGGUAUUGCCCGAAAGAGUAUUCCACCUUUCCAACUUAGAAUUCCUUCAUUUAUCAUCCAAUCCCCAGCUCACUGUUAGGUUUCCCACAACUACAUGGAAAAGCAGUGCAUCACUCAUGAAGUUAUAUCUCUAUGAUGUGAAUUUUACUGGUAGGAUACCUGAAUCAUUUAGCCAUCUAACUUCACUUCAUGAGUUGGACAUGGGCUAUACUAAUCUGUCAGGGCCCAUUCCUAAACCUCUAUGGAAUCUAACCCACAUAGAGAUUUUGUACCUUGAUACUAACCAUCUUGAAGGAACAAUUUCCCAGUUCUCGAUAUUUGAAAAACUCAAGACGUUAUCACUUGGAAAUAACAACUUUGAUGGCCGACUUGAGUUCAUAUCCUUUAACAGAAGCUGGAUGCAACUUGAAUUGCUAGAGCUUUCAUCCAAUUCCCUAACUGGUCCAAUUCCAUCCAACGUAAGCGGACUGCGAAAUCUACAAUCACUCUACUUGUCAUCAAACUACUUGAAUGGGACUAUACCUUCCUGGAUAUUCUCCCUUCCUUCACUGGAAGCGUUAGACUUGAGCAAUAACACUUUCAGUGGAAAAAUUCAGGAGUUCAAGUCCAAAACAUUAUAUAUCGUUACUCUAAAAGAAAAUAAGCUGGAAGGUCCUUUACCAAAUUCACUCCUAAACCAGCCAAGCCUAGAAUUUCUUCUCCUUUCGCACAAUAAUAUUAGUGGACAGAUUGCUUCAACUAUCUGCAAUCUGAAAACACUAAUAGCUCUAGAUAUGGGAAGUACUAAUUUGGAGGGAACAAUCCCACAAUGUUUGGUUGAGAUGAAUAAAUACCUUUGGAAUUUGGAUUUGAGCAACAACAGUCUUAGUGGGACAAUCAAUAUAAAUUUUAGUAUUGGAAACUCUUUCAGGGUCAUUAGCUUGCACGGGAAUAAGCUAACGGGGAAAGUCCCACGAUCUUUGAUCAAUUGCAAGUAUUUGACACUUCUUGAUCUCGGUAACAAUCAGUUGAAUGACACAUUUCCAAACUGGUUGGGAAACCUACCUGAUUUGCAGAUUUUAAGCUUGAGAUCAAAUAAGUUUCACGGUCCCAUUAAAUCUUCAGGGAAUACAAACUUGUUUGCGCGGCUUCAAAUUCUGGAUCUAUCAUCCAAUGGAUUUAGUGGGUAUUUACCAGAAACUCUUUUUGGGAAUUUUCAAGCCAUGAAGAAAAUUGAUGAGAGUACAAGAACCCCACAGUAUGUUUCUGAUGUAUAUGCUGGUUAUUAUGAUUAUUUGACGACAAUUACAACAAAGGGACAGGAUUAUGAUUCUGUUCCAAUUUUGGUUUCUAACAUGAUUAUCAAUCUCUCAAAGAAUAGAUUUGAAGGUCAUAUUCCAAACAUUAUUGGAGAUAUUGUUGGACUUCGUACGUUGAACUUAUCUCAUAAUGUCUUGGAAGGUCAUAUACCAGCAUCAUUGCAAAAUUUAUCUGUACUCGAAUCAUUGGAUCUCUCAUCUAACAAAAUCAGUGGAGAAAUUCCGCAGCAGCUUGCAUCCCUUACAUUUCUUGCAGUCUUAAAUCUCUCUCACAAUCAUCUUGUUGGAUGCAUCCCCAAAGGAAAACAAUUUGAUACGUUUGAGAACAGUUCAUACCAAGGGAAUGAUGGAUUACGAGGAUUGCCACCCUCAAGAGAUUGUGGCCGUGAUGAUAGGGUACCACAAGAGACAAUUCCAGUUGAGCUAGAUCAAGAAGAAGAAGAAGAAGAAGAUUCACCGAUGAUCAGUUGGCAGGGGGUUCUCAUGGGUUAUGGUUGUGGACUAGUUAUUGGAUUGUCUAUAAUAUACAUAAUGUGGUCAACUCAAUAUCCAGCGUGGUUUUCGAGGAUGAAUUUAAAAUUGGAACACAUAAUUACUACGAGAAUGAAAAAGCACAAGAAAAGAUAUUAGUGAGUAGCGACCUCCAG